AUGUCAAGUAAUCAGUCUGAUUAUGGCCCUCUUCCACAAGCGAUUGGUAGGGCUCUCAGUGAUAAAAUGUAUGAGAAAAGGAAGGGAGCAGCACUGGAUAUAGAAAAGCUUGUUCGUGAUCUAGCAGCCAAGGGAGACAAAGACCAGAUCCAUAAGUUGAUAGCUGUCCUUGGGUCUGAUUUUGCCCUUUCGCCAAACACAAGUCUCAAGAGAGGUGGGCUUAUCGGUCUUGCUGCUACAGCCACUGGACUUGGAAAGGAGUCUUCAGGCUAUGUAUCAGAGCUGAUCAAACCAGUCCUGCCUUGUUUCAAAGACCCAGAUAGCAGGACCCGCUACCUAGCCUGUGAAGCACUCUAUAACAUAGCCAAGGUCACCAGGAAUGCCAUCCUCAAGCACUUCAAUGAUGUAUUCAAUGUCCUCUUUGUGCUUGCUGCAGAUCCAGAUAUAAAUGUCAAGAAUGGUUCAGAGUUGUUGGAUAGACUCUUGAAGGACAUUGUCACAGGUAGCCCAAAUUUUGAUCUGAAUGCAUUCAUCAACUUAUUACGAGAGAGGAUCUACACACAGAAUUCCUUUGUGGGCCAGUUUAUUCUAUCAUGGGUGACUACAUUGGACUCUGUACCAGACAUCAACAUGCUGGUUUUCUUACCUGAGAUACUGGAUGGCCUCUUUCAUAUUCUCAGUGAUCAGAACAAGGAAGUCAGAAAAAUGUGUGAGUUUUGUCUUGAUGAGUUUCUGAAAGGAAUCCGCAAGAAUCCGAGCAGCGCUGACUUUCCAAACAUGGUGAACAUUCUAACCACUCACACGACAUCCCAAGUUGAAUUGAUCCAGCUUACAGCAAUGACUUGGAUUAGAGAAUUCUUGAAUUUAGCGGGAAGAUCAUUGCUUCAUUUUAUGUCAGCAUUAAUGAGUGCCGCACUUCCCUGUCUGGCUUAUGAAGAACAACAUCGGAAGAGUAUCAAAGAUGUUGCUACAUCAGUCAAUCAAAGUCUGAUGAGACUGGUAACACAGAGUGAUGACGAAGAUACGAACCAACAUGCAAUAACAAGUACUCCUGAGAAAUCUGAUAUAACCAGUAUUACUCUUCCAGUGAAGCUCCAGCUUGCCCCGAUAGUCCAGGUCCUGACCCGGUACUUAGGUCACAAGUCAAUGCAGACCAGGAUAGCUGUAUUACAGUGGAUCUAUCAUCUACACAUCAAGACACCAAAGAAGAUAUUCUAUCAUGUUGAGCAACUCUUCCCAGUUCUCCUGAAGACUCUAUCAGAUCCAUCCGAUGAGGUUGUUCUCCGUGACCUUGAGGUCCUUGCCGAGAUAGUCUCUUCAUCGGCUGGUCCGGAGUUUAUUGCCGACCAGCAAGCAGCCAAUCAGAUCGCCCAAUCAGCAUCCAACACAUCCUUCAAGGCAGUAUCAGGUACCAACAAGUACUUCAAAGACUUCAUGGUGAAGCUUCUCAACCUCUUUUCCACUGAUCCACAACUUCUUGAGGAUAGAGGCUCUUUUAUCAUUAGGCAGCUGUGUCUGUUAUUGAAUGCUGAACACAUCUACCAAGCCCUGUCUAAGAUUCUUCUGGAUUCGCCCGACAUGAAGUUUGCUACUACGAUGGUCCAGACCCUGAACACCAUCCUGCUGACCUCCACCGAGCUGUUUGAACUCCGCAGUAAACUCAAGGAUCUUAAAACAGAGGCUAGUUGCAGUUUAUUCUGCUGUCUUUACAAGUCUUGGUGCCAUAGUCCCGUUGCUACUGUCUCACUGUGUCUUCUCACUCAAAACUACAAACAUUCCUGUGAUCUUAUAUACCAAUUUGGAGACUUGGAAGUCACUGUUGAUUUUCUCACGGAGAUUGACAAGUUAGUCCAGCUUAUUGAGUCACCUAUAUUCACUUAUCUUCGGCUUCAGCUAUUAGAUGCAGAGCACAACCCCUUUCUUCUGAAGAGCCUGUAUGGUUUGCUGAUGCUGCUACCACAGAGUACUGCCUUCAACACCCUUCAUCAUAGGCUCACUUGUGUACCUAAUCUUCAGUACUUGUCGGGUACAGGGGGAACAUCCAAGAAACUAUUCCUACCGGGGAAUAAGGCUACUGUUGACUCAAGUAAGGGCGACUCAUCUUACAAGAAGAAUAUCAACUGGAGUCAGAUGCUGGAGCACUUUCAUCAGAUCCAGCAGGACCACAGUAAAGCUAAGAGAUCCAGACAUCUACCCAUGGAGACCCUGUCAUCUGGACGAUCCUGAGAUCAUGAUCUUAGGGAUGCCGGCUUUCAUGCAUUCAGCUGGAUAUGCCUUCCUGCACGCAGGAGAGGAUAUGGCAGUUUGGGGAUGCAUUCUGUCAUUGCCAAGGUUUUGAGACAUCCCCCAUGGCUUUGGUUAGAAGUUGUUGUCACUUUUAUUUGUUUUUCGUCAGCAUCCGUUGCUGAUGAGCCAUUGCCAAAGAUGACAGCUUAGUUAUGCUAGUCAUUGUAGAUCCUUAACUCUGAAGGAUAGGAAAUGACAAGUAUGCGGAUGCCAAAGACUAUUGCCAGUGAACUUGAAGUGACACAUUCUCCAUGGUCUCUUGUCAAAAGCUUCUAUGGUUCAUUUCCUGAUAAUCUAUUGUCAAUUAGCCAGUGCCAAAGACAACAAGAUCUCUGUACGAUUCAUCGUGAAUAAUUAAGUAGAUUAUUGUGAAUGAAUGAAUGAACAUAGUAUGAACAUACCUACGGCAGGAUUGUGUUGGUGCUUGCUAGGAUCACCAAAUUCUUUAUGUACUGUAAAAGAAUGCCUGGUUUUCCAUGAAAUAUCUACUAUGAAAUGAACUGUAAAUGGUGUUGAAUUCACCGAGGUGCGAUCAUCAAUUUAUAAGGUAAUCCUGGAAGCAAGAGGAAACCUAGGCCAGGGUCACUCCCGUCCUACAGCAUGUCAAGAUUGACUGGUCAAUCACAUCUAUGGAAAGCCAGCAAUGCCAAUGUCUGUCCAAAUUGUUUUCUAAAUAUGAUGUAUACUGGUACAUGCAUUAUUGUAUUGACAAAUCAGUGUGUCCAUCUUUGUUUUCAAAGGGAAAUUGCAUACAUUUCUUAUCUGAAGAAUUCUGACAUUGAUGGAUUUCCAUAGUUCAGGGUCCCGUAACACAAAGGUUAGCGAUUGAUCACUAAUGGGCAAUUCCAUAAAAUGUGUACGUCCGACCCCAUAUAUGUGGGACCUUCAUGAAAUUUUCUGUCUCUGAUUUCUCGUUCUUUUGACAGUCUGUUAUGUUCUCAAAUGACCAUGAUUUGGUCAGUUUAUGAAGUGAAGUAAGACUCAAGAAAAAUGGGGGUCUCAUGUACAAAAAGAUUGAUCAUUUUAUGGAAUUGCCCUAUUUUGAAAGAACAAUUCUGAUUGGUUCCUAGUCAGUCUACCGAGCAAAAUGCGCAUGCAACGAUGAUCUUCAUAGGCCAUUUCAUGUAGCGAUUAACCGCUUACCUUUGUGUAACGGCGCCCGGAUGUCUUUGUAAGAUAGGGGCCUAGGCCUCAUUAAUGUAUCUUGUGACUAAUGGUCUUAUUGAGAUGGAGGAUUGGUUUGUUUCAAUGGAAUUAAAUGUCAAAUUGAAGCUGCUGAAUUUAUGUCUCUCCUGUUUCUUUCUCUCUGGACUGCAAUCACUCCACUUAUCCCAUCUUUCUAAGAAGCUCUUACUUUAUGGCAUCCUCUUGCUCACUCACUCUCGGUCUCUUUUUUUCAUCUCUCUAUCUCUCUUAUUUAAAUAUUUAUAUUUUUUGUUCUGGAUGAAAAAUAUACUUGGGUGUUUAACCACUGUAUUAGUGGGAGCUUCCUGAAAUGAUCAGUUUUCUAGUCGUCGCGAUAUUGUCAUGCUCUCUAAUUAUCGUGUCAUUAGCAGGACAUAAAAAAGGUUGGAACAUUUUAUGGAAGUGUCCUAAUCUCGAUGGCAAUUUGGCAUUUCUCUCUGAUAUUUUAAACAUACAUGGAUUACAAAGUUUGAAAAUAUGAAGAAAGAAUUAGUAUUGUUUACCGACUCAGAAAGUAAGCCGUCAAAUGUUCAAUGAAUGGAGCUGCUUGUAUCUCAGCAAAAUAACUGAAAUAUUCAGAGGUUUUCUUUAAGACAGUCAACCAAAAUUUAUGAUGAAAGAUUAUAUGGCUCAUAGAUUGUCAUGUUAUUGUCCUAUAUUGGUGAUGUUUAAUUAGGAAUAAGAUUCUAUGAAAUGGAUGUGCUUUAGCUAGUUAUCUUGAGCCAUUUUAUGGCAAAAGGGUUAAUGUUGGGAGGAAAACAGAAUAAAUCUAAAAAACCUCACCUUUGUUUUAAUUUUUUCUUUGUAAUAUUUGUUAUGUGCUCUUCCCAACGUGAUUUUCGCAACCAUAUUAUUGAAUACAUAUCUUAGCAUUGUCAUUGCUUGCUAUUUAUAACCAAGAAUAUUGACUUGUAUUCAAGUUUGGUAAAGAUUUGAGUGAAAAUCUAUCUUGCUUACUUUAAAAGUAAACAUAUUAUUGACUUUCAGACAUUCUCUGAACAUUCCCAGGAUGUGACGUUUUAUUUCUCAUGAAAUUAAUAUUCAGUAUGUAAAAGUAAUAUAGAAUUUGUAUGUGCAAUUUACAGAUAAACUCUGUGUGUAUGUCACAUGAACAAGUGACAUUGACAUUUGAUUGUAAUGGUAAUAUGAUAUUUUUGUAUGUUUAAAAGCAACCAAAUGGUUCAAAAACUGAAUGCAUUGCCAAUAUCACUGCUUAGAACCCCCCCCCCCGAGACAUAUUUUUCUACUUUUCCAACUGUUAACUAUAAAUCAUGCAAGAAUACAAACGUAACCAAAGUAUUUCAGUUUAACCCCUAUUUAACGGGGGGGGGGGGGGGGGUCAAAUUGACCCCCCUCUACAAAUUUCAUCACUACGCCAUCGCGCAAUUUAAAAACACUCAUACACUUAUUCGCAUAAUUAAUUAAUAAUAAAAAUAAACAAUUUUUAGAAAAUUUUACGAUACAGUCUUGUAGUUUACAACGGACUCUAUGUGCGUGCAAAUUUUUGCGGCGAUCACAUAUCAGCGACCGAGAUCUGAAACCUCCCCCUAUAUCCUGGUCUGAAAUAGCCAGUUAAAUUAGGGUAUGAAGUACAGUCAAUAUUGGAGAGGUGCUGGAGCAGAAAUAGAUACAGCGUCAUCAGAAUAUUCCUGAUUUUACCAACUUUCCUAAAAGCUUUGAUUCUCAGAAAUCUAUGCAUUUAAAAAAUUGUUUGCUUGUGUACUCAAUCCAAAACACCAAGCGGUCAAAACUCUGAUUUAAAGAUAUCAAGUCGUUUGUUUUUUUCUUCACUGCAGUCAAUGCGUGUUUUUACUGUUAGCACGUAGAUAAAUUGUGAACAAGAACAGUACCUAGAUUUUGCUUAAGGAAGGUUAUUGUGACCUCACUAAAGAGUUUCACCUUCACAACAAAACAAUCGAGGGAUAUUUGCAUAAAUGUUUUACUGUUAGUGUGUAUGUACUUUGCAUGAUCAUCACUGCAUGUGAUGGAGAUAGAUGGAACAAACAAAAAAUAAAGUGGCAAUGACUUUGUAUUUCGCACAUACUCUUAAUAAUUCAAUGCGUUAUGACCCCAUCAGCUGAAGUAAGUGACAACGGGAAAUGCAAAAGUUCCAUCACUUCCAGUGACAUUGAAGGGAAAAUUACUCUUUUCUUUCACAUAAUUUACUUUUGACCAAUCGUAUAGCAAGGUUCUUAGUAUGUGGAAUAUAAAUACUUGAAAUCAUUCAUUUCAUCUGCCAUAGUGUUUUGACAGAGGCAGUGAAUGAAGUCAUCCCUCUGUCCCUCGUAGUUUCAUCUUGUAAUUUCCAUGUUACAGUUUCAUUAUUAUGCAUUUUGUAACUUCAUAUUUUACUGAUUUUUUGCAUUUUUAAAUCCAGAAACCAAACAGUAACAUAAAUGUAUGGAUGCAACAAUUGCUCUAUGAUUAGCUUUACUGUUAUGAACUUGCUCUGUGUCUUUGUAGAAAUCAUCGUAAAUUUGUAAAAACAUAUUUUUUUUUACAUUUCUUUUGCAAUUCUGAUUUUGUUGAUACAGAGUAUUUAUAUAUGAAAUAUAUAUCAAUUAUGAUUAAA
Messenger RNA from Lytechinus pictus (painted urchin), 6043 nucleotides. RefSeq names its product protein VAC14 homolog. The record is from RefSeq and is a predicted model, not a curated record. Gene Ontology annotation, cellular component: PAS complex; endosome membrane. Gene Ontology annotation, biological process: phosphatidylinositol biosynthetic process. The transcript is spliced from 17 exons. The coding region runs from base 1 to 2226 and encodes 741 amino acids. Lineage: Eukaryota; Metazoa; Echinodermata; Echinoidea; Temnopleuroida; Toxopneustidae.